CAACGAUACACACAGUGCGCAUCGCCAAAUAGGAGAGCUGUGGGAAGGCUGGGAUCGAGCCAAGUCUCAGUGAGUACCACAACAUCAUAGUCCGCUUCUAACACAGUUAAACGGAACUCAUCAGCUUUGGAUCGUAAACCUCGCACAUUCUGAUAGUAUACAGUUAUAGACGUGGAACGGACAUUGAGUGGUAUGCGUGUGUAAGUUGGUGCAAGGUCAUCGGUGAGAGAUCGUGUCGUUGACGUGUUGUUAUUUCGUGUAAACAAAUGACUAGUCAGAUUCAGUUGCACAGUGCCUUUUGAGGAAACAGUUGUGUGAUUAUUACUUAAGAAAAAAGUGUUGAAUAGUAGUUUGGUGCAUCUUAACGGUGUUUGGUGUGGCUGUAGUUGUUUUUGGUGGAGCAGGCGAUAUUAAGGUACAAUUCAUAUCGGGUGAUAAUUGUACAGGGUGCAUCGGGCUAUGUCGAACAGGUAUAGGUGUGUUUGUGUUGGUAAGAUCAGGACGAUGGUGAGACGGCCUUUGCGGGAGUGAGAUAAACUCACGCACACCGAGCCCGACCGGCCAAGAUCCUGCGCAAACUAAAAGCGAUGACGUCCGUGGUGUCCAACUGUGAUUUUACCAUCGACACUACCUGGUCAACAGUGACGGUUUUGGCUAACCUAGAUAGAUGUAGCCACAUAUAGUUUGUUCUUGGUAGUUGUGACACGGUUGGGAUCGACGUGGUGGUGGUAUCGGUUCCUGUUAUUAUUGGUGUUAACGCUAGGGUUAUCACACAGCAGACUGUGUGAUAACAACACAGCAGUCAGAGCGCGGUAUGAGCAUACGCGUUAUAUGGAUUUGAGGUGGGCGGUGCAAACUCACGAACAAGAGCGCGGACUUAUCACUGGAGAGAGGCCGCGUGUUUUUUGACAGAUAAGCCAUAGAGAUAGCGAAGAAAACAAGUGAAUAAAUAAACGAGAAUAUAAAAACAGAGUAAGACAUACAUUUAGUUUACAGUUUUAUUUCAUACACCAGAAAUUCCGAAUGCAGUAUCCUGCGCAAUCAUUGGUCCUUCGAACCGGAUUUCUGGACAUAAAAAAAAAAAACUGUAAAAUUUUGUGUAUCGAGGUUCUUAACCUCAAUCACGCGUUGCGUAAGUGAAGUGAAACACAUGCUUCUAAUACACUCUGUAUUGUAGAAAAAGAAAAAAAAAAGUCUGCUGAAUAUUUGCUGGUUGGUGAGAUGGCUACAGAAACGAAGAAAACCCAAGCGACGAUUGUGACGCUGCGAUCCCGAGCCCAGAUGCGAGCAACAGAAGAGUUUAUUAACGGGUUCAACGAGGAGAAGGCGAAUCAACUGGCAGAGAGGUUAUCCAAUUUGGAAGCAGUUUGGAAGGCGUAUGAAGCGGCUCAGUUGAAGCUGGAAUCGUACGAGGAAGAUGAUAAGCUGCUGAAUGAAUUGUUCGACGCACGGAACGCGUUUUAUGACAGGUAUUGUUCAGCUAAAGGUUUUUUUAACGUCACGUAAAACCAUGGCAGUCUCUGAUCUGGAUGUCACGGAUACGGGGAAAGGCACAAAUCUGGCUAAUUUACGUCUACCUAAGCUGGAUCUGCCUACUUUCGAUGGUAACACGACGGAUUGGCUCAGUUUUAAGGAUCGAUUUGUGUCCAUGAUCGAUGAGGCAGAGGACAUGCCUUCCGUAAUGAAGCUGCAGUACUUGUUGUCAGUGCUAAAGGGUGAAGUGUCAAAACGUUUCCAGCAUGUGCAGCUUACAGCCGACAAUUACAGCAUAACAUGGCAAGCGCUAUUAGAUAGGUAUGAUAACAAACGGGCACUAAAGCGUGAAUAUUUUAAGGCCCUGCAUGCCAUUCUGCCGAUGAAGGGCGAGUCGACUGAAGAGUUACGCCGGGUUUUCGAUGAAUUUACUAGGCUGGCCCAAGGAAUGAGUGCGUUGAAAGAGCCCAUAGGACAAUGGGAUACACCGCUGUGCAAUCUGUUGUUUUAUAAGUUGGAUGGUAGAACCUUAUUGGCUUGGGAAGAGUAUACUAGUAAGGAUCAGGAAGAUUUGUAUACCAAGUUGCAAGAGUUUUUACAAAGACGGCUGAGAAUCCUUAGUGCAACAGUUCAAUCGACCUAUGAAGUAUCAAGAUCGAGUGUGGGAAAGGUAGCCGGCGUGAAGCAGCAUAAGGGUAUUGUGUGUGUUAGCACCGUGCCACCCGCUAUCCUCCGCUGUUAUGCAUGUGCACAACAACACUACUUACAUCAAUGUGAAAUGUUUAAAGGAAUGCAAGUAGCUCAACGUGAGGAGGUUAUCACAUCGAAUAAGCUGUGUCGGAAUUGUUUUCGAGUUGGACAUAUAGCCCUGCGAUGUAAUUCGAAAUUUAAAUGCCACAAGUGUCAUCAGCGCCACCACACACUCUUACAUGUCGAUCCGAUUGUGCAAAAUCCAUCUCCAGAUAACAUUGUGGUUGCAAAUACUGCCGCAUCGGGAAAUACUAUUGUUUUACUACAAACCGCGUUGGUACAGGUGAUAGAUGAUAAUGGAAGAAUGUUUGAUGCAAGAGCAUUGUUGGACUCUGGUUCGAUGUCCAAUUUCAUCUCGACGGCUCUUGCAAAUCGUUUAACUAAUCGCAAAUGUUCUGCUAGCGUAUCUAUUUUAGGUAUUGGCCAACGAGAAAAUCAUAUUCAUGAAGCAGUAGAUGUGAUCGUGGCAUCCAAGACGCAGCAAUUCAGCACAAAGCUAAAUUUUCUCAUUUUAGAUUCACCUACCGCACAGCUUCCCACUAUGGAGGUGAAUACAAAUGAAUGGAAGAUUGAAGGAUUAGUACUAGCCGAUCCAUUCUUUUACAAGCCAGGCCAGAUUGAUCUACUUAUCGGUGGAGAAGCAUUCUGGGCCAUUCACAUGAACGAACGAAUCGGUGUUGGGUCUGAUAAGCCAGUAUUUGUGAAUACUAAGUUUGGAUGGACAGUUGCUGGAUCGACUUCAGCAACAAGCCAGAAUCGUCACGUGUCAACAAAUGCAGUUGUGCGUCAGGACACGUUAGAAUCGACCAUCCGGCGAUUCUGGGAAAUAGAUGCUUUACCAUCCUCAUCCUCGGCUUCAGACGAAGAUCCAUGCGAGACAUUCUUCUCCGAAACUACUUCUCGCAACAACGAAGGAAGAUUAGUUGUCAGAUUGCCGAAAGUAAAAACAUCAAGAAUCAGUCUAGGGGAGUCCAAAAGUAUAGCACAAAGAAGAUUCUUCAACACCGAACGUAGACUACAGAAGAAUCCUGAAGUAUACGAGCAAUAUCGAAUGUUCCUAAAGCAAUACGAAGAGUUGGGACACAUGGAAUUACUUGCAGAGCCUGUAGAUGAUAGUAUGGUCCAUUGUUACUUACCGCAUCAUCCAGUGUUGAAGGAGUCCAGUUCAACGACGAAAGUAAGAGUAGUUUUUGACGCGUCGUGUAAAACUACAUCAGGGUACUCCUUAAAUGAUGCGCUUCAAGUUGGUCCAACUGUUCAAGUAGAUCUUUUCUCGCUGAUUGUUCAUUUCCGGACUCAUCGAAUCGCUAUUAGUGCAGAUGUCGAAAAAAUGUAUCGACAGGUUAUGGUACAUGUUGAUGAUCAGCCAUUACAGAGAAUUGUAUGGCGUCCAAGUGCUGCAGAAGAGCUUAGAAGCUACCAAUUAAAGACUGUUACUUAUGGAACAGCUUCUGCUCCAUUUCUAGCAACCCGAGCUUUAAAGCAAAUUGCCCUCAAUGCAGCUGAUAAAUACUCAAUCGAAGCACACGCCAUCACGAACAAUUUCUAUGUCGACGACUUUCUAUCUGGUGCUAAUGAUGAGGAGUCUGCUGCUACGUUGCAGAAAAACGUAUCCAACUUAUUACAGCAGUAUGGGUUUGUUCUAAGAAAGUGGGCAUCGAACUCGAAACGCGUCCUAGACGAUAUCGCAGAUGAAGAUUUAGCAACCCCACGUUGUCACAAUCUAGGAACUGAUCCUGCUAUCACUACUCUGGGACUUGUAUGGUUCCCUGGAAGCGAUAAUUUCAGCUACAAUUUCAAGAAUGUCGCAUUGCCUCCAACUAUUACCAAACGCACACUUCUAUCAGCUGUUGCUAAAAUAUUUGACCCUCUGGGGCUGGUUGGACCUGUUGUGUGUAAGGCAAAAUUACUAAUGCAACAGGCUUGGACAUCUAUCGACCCAAUUACUGGUAAACCUAUUGAUUGGGAUGUUAAUCUUCCAACAAAACUGCAACAUGCUUGGAAGGCCUUUCAACAAACGAUUCAUAUUGUGGAGAAUUUAAACAUUCCACGCUACGUUUUUGGGAAUGCAGGUUUAGACAAAUGCGAAUUUCAUAUAUUUGGCGAUGCCUCCGAAAAGGCUUACGGUUCCUGUUGCUACAUACGUGCUCCUUCAGAGUCAGGGGUUUCAAUUCAUCUACUAGUGGCAAAGUCUAAAUUGGCUCCUGUUAAAACUCAUCAUUCCAUUGCCAAGCUUGAAUUGUGUGCUGCAUUAUUGAGUGUGCAACUUUAUGACAAAAUAUCGACUGCAUUAAGAUUCAAUCCUACGAAGAUUAUAUUUUGGAGCGAUUCUACCACAGUUUUGCAUUGGUUAAACGCAUCACCAUGUCGAUGGAAGACAUUCGUAGCAAAUCGUACUACACAAAUAUUAGACGCUACGAACAUUAACCAAUGGAAACAUAUAGCGGGGAUUGAUAAUCCAGCAGAUUAUAUCUCCCGAGGUUUAGAUCCAACGGAUCUAUUAGACGCAGAGAGAUGGUGGUUUGGACCAUCAUGGCUUUCUUUACCAGAAGAUCAAUGGCCAGUAGGUCAUUUCACUCCUUGCGAGAAUGCCGACAUACUAGAAGAACGUCGUAAUACAACCAUGUUGGCAUUAGCAGCCGUUGCAGCAACAUUCUCUGAUGAAUUAUUUGCCAAAUAUUCAUCAUAUACUAAGCUUCGACGCGUUUUUGCAUACUGUUGCCGGUUGCUAGUUAAAACGAAACAUCGUAAAGGAGCGAAGGUCUGUGUAGAAUUUCCUGAAGAUACUAAUCCCAAAUGGUUAUCGACAGCGGAAUUACAUCUCGCAGAAGUAAACUUAUGUUUAUUACAUCAACAACAAAUGUUCCCAGACGAACUACAUGCUUUGACGAAUGGAAGCUAUAUCUCACGAUCAUCGCAGUUGAGGUGGGUUAACCCAGUAUUAGGAAAAGAUGGAUUAAUUCGGGUCGGCGGACGACUUAAUUUAGCAAACCUUCCAUUGUGCACAAAAAACCCAAUCGUGUUGUCAGCGAAACAUCGAUUGACGGUUAUGCUGGUUGAAGCCUGUCACAAAAGGCAACUACAUGCGGGCCCACAACAAAUGCUCGCCUCGUUAAGACAACGGUUCUGGAUCAUAGGUGCAAGAAAUUUGAUUCGAUCGGUGUAUCAUCGAUGCGUUACAUGCUUUAAGAAACAUCCAACAUUUAUUACUCAGACCAUUGCCGACCUACCCAGCAGCAGAGUGGUUCCAGCGCCUCCGUUUUCAAUUUCAGGAGUGGACUACUGUGGACCCUUUUAUGUAAAAUUUGGAACACGGAAGACAAUACCACGGAAGGUAUACUUAUCAAUCUUUGUCUGUUUUGCGACGCGAGCAGUACAUAUCGAAGUAGUUAGUGAUUUAACUACCCAAGCCUUUAUUGCCGCGCUACAGAGAUUCAUCUCACGUCGUGGAAGGGUCAAGGAGCUACAUUCAGACAACGGCACAGCAUUUAAGGGUGCAGCAAAUCUUCUCCAUCAACUCUAUGUACAAUUGAAAACCGAUCCCAAAUCGCGAGAGAUUAUUUUCAACUGGUGUGCUGUGAACGAGAUAACAUGGAAGUUCAUUCCACCGCGAGCUCCUCAUUUUGGUGGGCUUUGGGAAGCCGCGGUAAAAUCAGCAAAGCAACAUCUACUUAAGGAGUUAGGAUCGUCAACACUGCUUUACGAUGACUUCUUGACGCUAUGUGCACGUGUGGAAAUGUGCCUCAAUUCGCGACCACUCACUCCUAUCCCCAAUUCACCUGAUGAUCUCGACGUUUUAACUCCGGGCCAUUUCAUCACUGGAUCUAACUUUCAAAUGGUGCCCGAGGUAGACGUCAAGCACAUUCCGGACAAUCGCUUAACACACUGGGGGCAUACGCAAAAGCUAAUGCAAUCAAUUUGGGCAAGAUGGUACCCAGAGUACCUCCAGCAACUUCAAGCCAGAGCUACAAAGGUAUGUAAACCACCAGUUAAGAUAGAGAUAGGACGAGUCGUAAUUCUAAAGGAAGAUCAUGUUCCACCGGGCCAAUGGCCACUUGCAAAGAUAGUAGCGCUUCACCCAGGCAAGGACAAUAUAGUGCGAGUUGUUUCAUUAAAAACGCCAGACGGAAAAACAAUUACUCGCCCAGUCGUCAGGAUAGCAUUACUCCCUAUAAAUGAGUAGUAUUAAAAUAACAUUGUUAUUUCAAGGUAGCCGGGAUGUUAACGCUAGGGUUAUCACACAGCAGACUGUGUGAUAACAACACAGCAGUCAGAGCGCGGUAUGAGCAUACGCGUUAUAUGGAUUUGAGGUGGGCGGUGCAAACUCACGAACAAGAGCGCGGACUUAUCACUGGAGAGAGGCCGCGUGUUUUUUGACAGAUAAGCCAUAGAGAUAGCGAAGAAAACAAGUGAAUAAAUAAACGAGAAUAUAAAAACAGAGUAAGACAUACAUUUAGUUUACAGUUUUAUUUCAUACAC
Messenger RNA from Anopheles coluzzii, 6702 nucleotides. RefSeq lists its product as uncharacterized. The transcript is spliced from 2 exons. Gene Ontology annotation, molecular function: nucleic acid binding. Gene Ontology annotation, biological process: DNA integration. Bases 1433 to 6406 code for a protein of 1657 amino acids. The record is from RefSeq and is a predicted model, not a curated record. NCBI's taxonomy places the organism in Eukaryota, Metazoa, Arthropoda, Insecta, Diptera, Culicidae.